AUGUCGUCCGUCACCAAUGUCCUUGUGCGCCGGGGCAGCGAGAUUGCUUUCGCCCACAUGCAGCCUGAGACCAAAGAGCCUCAUGGAGGCCUGGUGGCUCUAUUCGUUAUUAGUGGUCUGUUGCUGAGCUUUGCUUUCUGGGCUAUUGAGUAUACCUACGGCAUGGUCAUCGCUACUCUGGCUACGAUUGAAGAUACGAACCCCGAUAUCUAUGUGCGCAUUGCUGCCGACCUUGAUCCCACCAAGCCAAUUGAUGAGGAAGAUCCAGAACUGCUUGCUGCUUCUCCUCCCAAGCCCAUCACCAGCAAGCUGCGCACCGCUGUAAAACACCUGCGCUCCCGUGCUGGAUUCUGGUCUCGCUUCCGAGGAAUGAGCAUGUUCAUGGCCUAUGCUAGCGCUCGUCUCUUCUUGUCGUCUUGGGUCCCUGUGAACUCCUUUGUGUACCAGGCCGUCGUUCAGUCUUUCAUGGGCGUUCUUCUGGCUACUUGGCAAAUGGCUUGGGUACACAUUGUCAUCUCCGAGCCUUCUCCUAAACGCUUCUAUCAGCGUAUCCCCAGCUACAAGACUUGGAUUAAGAUUGCCCCAGCUGCUGCCCUCCAGGAAGUCCUCAUUGGUGUCACAUUCUUCCUCCCCAUGGCCGUUGCCAACUUUGCUGGUUGGCUCGAUGUUUCCGGUGACCUGGAGGUCCCACCCAUCGUGGCUAUCUACCGCUUUGUUGGUGUCAGCGUUGUCCCUGCUAUUUUUGCUUUCUUGAUCUCCAUCCCUGCUCGUGUCAUCUUUGUUCGCGUGGCUGCCUCUAUGCUUCCCGAGGAGGAUGAGACGAUUGUGCCCUUUGAUCGCUCCUUUGGUGGUAAGGUUAGCCCUGCAAUCACAGGCGGCAGCGGCAAGAUUGGCCUUAUGGACGCAUGGACCACCUUUGACUGGGCUGCCCGUGUCCGCUUUGCUAAGAUCAUUGGCAAGACAUUCGCGAUGCAGGUGGCGCUCGGUGUCAUUACCGCUCUAGUCCUUGGUGCUCAGAUCUUUGCGAUGUACAAGACUGCCAAGCCCAUCAAGUCCGACCCUUCUGGACUCUAG
Penicillium paradoxum is the source of this 1074-nucleotide messenger RNA. RefSeq lists its product as uncharacterized. The record is from RefSeq and is a predicted model, not a curated record. The transcript has 2 exons. NCBI's taxonomy places the organism in Eukaryota, Fungi, Ascomycota, Eurotiomycetes, Eurotiales, Aspergillaceae. Bases 1 to 1074 code for a protein of 357 amino acids.